This is a messenger RNA of Necator americanus (New World hookworm), 591 nucleotides long. RefSeq lists its product as uncharacterized. Lineage: Eukaryota; Metazoa; Nematoda; Chromadorea; Rhabditida; Ancylostomatidae. The transcript has a single exon. The record is from RefSeq and is a predicted model, not a curated record. The coding region runs from base 1 to 591 and encodes 196 amino acids.
AUGUACAAGGUAUUGGAGCGCAUUAUCCUGGACCGACUUAUCAAACAUCGCGAAGAAAGAACGCACGACGAGCAAGCUGGCUUUCGUCCUGGCCGAUCUACGAUUGACCAGGUGUUCAUCGUUAGGAGAGUGGCCGAAAUGUGGCAGCGUUAUUCGAAGCCAAUGCUAUUAGCGUUUCUGGACUUUGAAGCCAUUUUCGACUCUCCUCAUCGAAGCCGUCUUCUCAACGCGCUCCGCGGCAAUGGAGUCCCAGGGAAGUUCGUUCGCUUACUUGAUGACAUGACUCAACGAACAAUUGCUGCAGUUCGAACACCACCCAGAUGUACAACACCGUUUGAGGUGGUAACUGGAGUAAGACAAGGGACAGUGGCUGGACCUUUCUUGUUCAACUUCGCCAUUGACGACAUUAUGCGAAAAACAGUUGGUCAGCGUCAUCAUGCUUACACCACCAGGACGCCCCUUGACCGAUCUCGAGUAUGUUGUUGUAUGCUGGAAAUGUUGCUAUAUGGCGGAAAGCAGCACGAAACUUCAAAAUGUUGUCAACCUUGUAUCGAAGCUAGCUGCAGCCUAAUGGCUACGUCUACACUUUGA